Molecule: messenger RNA, 2090 nt
Organism: Topomyia yanbarensis
Lineage: Eukaryota; Metazoa; Arthropoda; Insecta; Diptera; Culicidae
Gene: Vps33B
Product: vacuolar protein sorting-associated protein 33B
Exons: 2
Coding region: 131-2089 (652 amino acids)
Biological process (GO): intracellular protein transport; vesicle-mediated transport
Cellular component (GO): CORVET complex; lysosome
Source: RefSeq, a predicted model, not a curated record
UCUAGUGUUCCAUAUCUACUGUUUGUUUAUUUAGCUUUUACUAUAAGUAUUUUAUGCCGCCAGCUUUACAAAGCAUAAGUUUUGCCAUUAAAAGAUUGAUAGUGAUCUAGAAAUUCCUCCUUUGCCACCUAUGGAUUCUGUACUGGAUAAGAAACUACUUGGCUUUCGACAAAUAGCCCAGGAAAAGUUGCAGCACAUUCUCUGCUCGAUACCACUGGACAAGGAUUUGGUCAUCGAACCGGCAUUAAUCAAACCACUGGAGCACAUCGUUGGUGCAUCCUGGCUCAAAAAUAAAGGAAUCGACAAAAUCUUUAAAUUUGACCCAAAAAAUGCCCAACCGAAACGGAAACAGUUCGUCUACUUCAUCGCCUGCAAUCUGAUAACGUUCAAAAGUGUUCUCGAUCAGAUCAGCAGUUACCAGAGCCAGAUGUCAACCAGCUUGAUGGUGGCCGAAGCGGACAAGGGCAGUAAACAGUACCACGUCGUCGUUUUCCCGCUGGUACUGGCUAGCUUCGAGCAACUCCUCGAAGAAGAAGGUCUCUAUGGAUCGGUUGAUUUGUACAGCUUCCAGUGGGAUUUCAUAGCGCUCGAUCAGGGACUGCUGAGCUUGGAGUUGCCGAACGUUUUCGCCGAUGUUUUCGUACGACAGGAUUGCUCUACGCUCGGAUCCGUUGCACAAAGUUUAAGGAUUUUUAAUAUGGUGAUGGGUAGACCCAAUCUGGUGUUCAGUUUGGGUAGCAACUCUGAAAAAGUUAUUCAAAUGAUGCAGAGGAUCGAAGCUGGUAGAACGACCGUUAAUGAAGAGGAAAAACAAGCUCCCGAUUUCAGUGCAAUGCUGAUCGUUGAUAGAGACAGAGAUUAUCCGUCCUGUUUGUUGACACCGGUGGUUUAUUCCGGUUUACUGUUAGAAAUACACAAAUUCAAUUCGGGUUCACUAACCAUCGAUUCGACUGGCAAUAAGAUUAAAAAUGAAAAAUUAACAAUUUUACAAAAUGAGCAUGAUAAAAAGCAGAAACAGGAAAUAACUCAUCUAAGAAUGAACGGAUCACAAGAUUUUAUCUAUCAGGAAAAUCGAUAUCGACAUUUUUCUGAAGUUAUUGGUCUUUUGAGCGCGCAAGCUAAAACACUCGGGUUAGAGGGCAAAAUGUACUCGAGAGAUAUGAAGUUAUCGGAGAUGAAAGAUUAUGUUACCAAUAAACUCCCAAAAGUGGCAGCUCAGAAAAAAGAACUCUUCAAACAUUUGCUUCUCUGCGAGACAAUAGUGGAAGAAAUUGGAGGGAACUUCGAAAAGCUACAACUCAUCGAAGAGAGCAUUCUAACAAAUACCAAUCGGAAACAAAUCUUAUCGUACAUCGAUGAACAACUGGCAGCGGACGCUCACAAGUACAACACCCUACGACUGAUCUGCUUGUAUCACGUCACGAUUGGUUUAACCAGCGAGGAUAUGACAAAACUGAUGACUGCUUAUCUGAAUGCAUUUGGUUAUCAACUUUUGACGGUCUUUAAUAGCCUGUACCAAGCAAGACUCUUUCCAGACACGACAAACUUGACCAAGACGAAAAAAUUGUCGCAAAUAUCGAUCCCGAUCCUUAAAUCACCAUUUCAGAUCGAAGCCAACAAGUUGAAGUUGCUGCCAAGUGAUUCAAAUCAAACCUCUGAAUUGGCGGUUUCUCCCGGCAGUCAAACGAAUCCAAUCAGUGCAGGUGGUAGCAGCAAACAGUGCCCUAGUUACGUAUUCAAUGGGAACUACAUUCCACUGGUCGCCCAGCUUUGCCAAAUGAUACUGACUGCGUCAGGUUUCGACGAUCUUAACAACCGGUUCGGGCAUCUCGAACGAAUGAAAUUAUCCGGCAGAAAUUUUGGACCCAAGACAAUCCGUGAACUGUCGAUUACUAGUGCAAAAGGGGAGGUGAAUCAGUUACUGCCGCUGAAGGGAAAGCCGAUUUUUGUCUUUAUGAUCGGUGGUAUCACAUAUGCCGAAAUUGCAGCCUGCCGCCUGGUGGAGAGCUUAACCGGUGGGAAAAUUGUACUCGCCUCGGAUUCCGUUCAGUCCGGAUGUGAUAUAAUCGACAGUAUUGUGGGAUGUUGAU